This is a messenger RNA of Bursaphelenchus xylophilus (pine wood nematode), 4476 nucleotides long. Lineage: Eukaryota; Metazoa; Nematoda; Chromadorea; Rhabditida; Aphelenchoididae. The record is from the annotation of a GenBank genome assembly.
AUGUCUCGAUUUAAGUUGUGUUUACUCUUUUCACAUGUUAUUCUAAUCUCGACUGCCCUCCCAGUGGAUCAAUGGGUCUCUCCAUUUGAUGACAAAGAGAGAUUGGGUACUUUGUGUACUGACAACAACCAUUUUGAUGUGAUGAGAGGAAGGGAAUCUCCAUUGGUGUGUUUCCAUACUCCUUAUUUUGGAUGCUUUCAGUUGAAUAAUCUGAUCCGACAUCCCAUCUUAUGCAACCGUAAGCACGAUGCAGCCAUGCAGAGCCGAAGAUAUGAGGGUCUGAUCUGGUUUAUGAGAUCUCUGGGCUUUUGUGACAUCAAUCGGUACACCCAGAGUCAUCAGAACAUUGAGUUUAAAAGGGAUUUCCAGUUGGAUCUCCUGAGAGCUGCCUUUGCCGUGGUUUGUCACAGGACUGAUGACAUCGGCCGCUUUCAUCUGUCCGGUCAUGCUGAUCUAUUCAGGAUAAUAUACGAAAAGGAAAACGAGCAUCGCUCGUACGUUCUUUUUUCUGAUUACUAAAUAUAAAAAUAUUUACAGUGUAAUAUGUAACAGUGCCAUAUUGCAUUAUCAAGACGUUUACAAAAGAUGUCACGUGGAAUAUUCAGUGGAAAGUAGCUCUUACAGUCUAGAUUUGAUCAGAAAUGUAAGCAGCACUGGUUAUUAUUAUAUCCCUCUAGAAAUGCACAUUACAACAGCAAGUGUAUUUGCUCAGACCUAGAGCUUUCUUCGCUCGAUUUUCGCGAUUGUGUCAGCCAUAUUCCGCAUUCGUGGAUGAAUAUUCCAAACAUUCACUCACAAUUGGCCAGGCUUUGGCCAAUGAUACCAUAUUUAUGAACAUCAUGAGGUUUGCUCCUUAGAUUCUUCUAAAUUGUAUAUGAAUUCAGUGUUCUUGUGAAGAGAGCCGUAAACAGUUACAGCCAGUUACCGUAUCUAGUACUAAAAACAAGAUUACUGCUGCAACAUUUUGCGAUGGCGGCUGUUAAAAUGUCAAAUAAACUGGACAUGGCAGCCAAAUGUAAAGUGGCCGAGAACGGAAACUUUAGUUUUGAUGAAUCGAACAGCUCCGUGAGCACGCAAAUACAGCUGGACGAGAUUCCAGUGGUAAAUGCGGAGAGCUGCAACCCCGUGGAUGCUGGAGUCUAUGAUAGUUUGGACAUUGAGACACAAAAGUAGGUCUUAAUGGUAGUAAUUAGUACAAAUUACAGCGGAUUCCAAAACCUUGGAUACAUGGCCUGGCUGGGAUUAAAGAUCGAGCUAGGUCUUCUCACAGGAGUUUCUAUAAACACCUUCGUUCUCUCCAUAUUACUAGUACAAACCCGGAAACACCUCUCGACGGCGACGAUCCUGUUCAUCUUCAACAUCCUCUUCUCCAAUGUCUUAUUCGUGGCCUCUUUUAUUUGCCUCUUUGCCGAUUUCUUCACGGAUCUUCCAUUCCUUGGAAUCGACGAGGUGAGUUAUCAAUUGAGGGAACUCCAAAGUUACUUUCAGAUCCAAUACUCGACCGAUGUUCCUCUUGAUGUCGCCGAGACUCUCCAGGCUCAACUCUUUGCCCCGAUAGAAUUUUUGAAACACUUAGUGCAGGAGACUUUAUUCUCCCUGGCCCAGAACGGAUCCCUUCUCGGUCUAACUCACCUCCUUGUCCUUGUUUUAGUUGUAAUCAACAGAUCCAUGUCCGGAAAAGCGAUCAAAUUAUCGAAGAAGUGCGUGAUCUCGGUCUUCUCGUGUGUCUGGAUCUUCUUGAUUGUCACUCAUGUCAUCUUUUCUGCACUACAAUUCUCAGCAAUCAUUAAUUUGGAUCAUCUUUUCUCCCAAUUAAAGAAACACACGGGAUCCUUGAAGUGCUCGGAAAAGUAAGGAGAAAAGAAAGUAAUCAGGACCUCCUUUAGUCAACCAAAAUCCGAUUACAUCGAGAUCGGAGAGCGUUGUGAUCGAGUGGCAAUCUUCCACACAUUUGGAGUCUACCUUCUGAGAGGCCACACUUUAUUCACGUUGACCUUUCUGCUGGCUUCGAUUAUUGUAUUUACCCUGACUGUGGUAUAUCAUUGGAGAGUAGUCAGUUCCCAACACGACUUUCUAAGUAGUGGAUUGAGAGAACAAAGUCCCCAUCGAAGGAGAGAGACCCUCUUCAACACCUUGUUGUUGUCCAUCGGCGCUUUCUUCGUCUCCGUUUCCGGGCAGAGUUUCAUCGAGAUCGCGGUGUUCUGGGUGGACGACAGAGCUGGGAUUGCCAACAUGGCCACGCUGUAUCAGUGGACAAGGAUGGCCUCUUUCGUUGAUCCUUUGUUCAAUCCGAUAUUAGUGGCUGUUAGAACUCCCACAAUCAGACGGAAGGUAAGAACAGUCGUUACUUCUGAAGUCAAAUCGUUUAUUCGGGUUAAAGGUCAUCACACCAAUCUUAAACGCUUUAUUAUGAAUCUUGAUGAUGGAAAAGAGGAUACUUAUGUACAUAUUUUUAUGGUUAUCAAGCAUUCGGCGGAGGGGCGGGCGCACACUUGCGGGCAACCACUUUGCGGGCAGCCACUUUGCGGGCAGCCGACAUUUGCGGCCAGCACCGGCAUUUGCGGGCAGCCUGGGACAUUUGCGGGCAGGGUCGACAUUUGCGGGCAACCGACACCUGAUUGUGAGGGUAACAGGGUGGAGGUGGAAAAAUUACUAUGAUAUUUUGGAAAUUUGCCGACAUUUGCGGGCAGCCGACAUUUGCGGGCAACAGUUCCAAUACAAUCUGUGUGAUUGUUUUUUCCGGUUGCCCGCAAAUGUCUCAGCUGCCCGCAAAUGUGACCCCCCUGUACAAAAUGAGUUCGAAAAUCAUGUUCAUUUUUUCUGAUUGUUACUUUCUUCUUAUGUAGUAGUGUGAAAAAGUAAUUUUUUGAAACUUUUCUAAAAAUACUGGAUCAUUGAGACCAUUUUCGGGUAAUUUUAGGCAACCUUCUUGACCUCACUAGGGAAGUGUACAAACGAACCCUCACCAAAUGGCAAGUGAUAUACACCAUUGGAAAGCCCUUGAAAAAUGAUGAAAGGUACCAUUUUCAUUUUUUGCAGAAUGCCUUUCCGCGACGACAUACUGUAGAUUUUAUUAUUUUUAGGUCAUUUCGCAACAAAAAUCUUUCUUUGUCUUGAGCGGAUAAAAAUCCUCGAAGAGGGUUGAUUCAAUAGUGCAGUGGUUGCUGAGCAGGCUGAUAAGCCAAACCAAGCCAGGUUCGAUUCCCAGCUGGGCAAAAAAGUUUUGCGUUCUUACAGUUCGGAUAAUAUUUGAGUUAAACUUUUACAAACGUUUUAAUUUUUCUAGAAAACGCUCGAUUACGAUUAAAACCACCAAACUUACAUGUUUUUCAAAAUUAAAAAAAGUGAAAAGUGUUUUUUCACAUUAUGGGUGUUUAAAACCAGUAAAUAUCAUAAAGUAAAAUGGUUUUACUGGCAAGCGCCAAACUUCAUAAUGAUUCUUAGGCCAACCUAGUAGCAAUAUUUACCAUUUAGCGUUUUGAAAUAAGAUUUAUUUUGCCCCACAGCAGAUAUUGUAACUACUUAAGGGACAAAUCAACCGUUUAUAAUUUUUUGCCCUGAGGCAUUCUGCAAAAAAUGAAAAUGGUACCUUUCACCAUUUUUCAAGGGCUUUCCAAUGGUGUAUAACACUUGCCAUUUGGUGAGGGUUCGUUUGUACGCUUCCCUAGUCAGUCACGACCUAGGUCGCGAGCUAGUAAAGUGCAGAAAAAAUGAACAUGAUUUUCAAAAUAAGCAACCUCGAAAACCCCAAAUCGAAUGUUUUUGGAAAAUUUUCAAAAAAUUACUUUUUAACAUUACUACAUAAGAAAAAAGUAACAACCAGAAAAAAUAACAAAAUUUUUUUCAUUAAUAACAAUAAAUCCAUUCAGAUGGUUCAGAUGAUAGGUCUAAGCCUUAUCUUUGAUUCUUUCCCGGUUCCGGAAGUGUCACUUUUCCGCUAUUCCGGAAAUGUCACUAUUCCGCCAUUCCGGAAGUGUCGUGGUGCCCACAAUUCAUUUUCUCGGCGGUGAUGCGACAUGGCGCUAUGCGUAGGGUUCGGAAAAUUCGGAUAUAUUCAACACGCGGGUAUAUAUCCGAAAUCUCGGGUACGUUCGGAAAAAUUCUAGGUGAACUGACAACUGUUUGGAAUAGAUUUUUCAAGAAGAAAAUAAUAGCGCAUUGCAUAAUCUCGUGUAUUGAUUAUCCAUAAAACCCGUUUAAAUAAAAAGAAAGCCUCGGUUUCAGCUACGACUCUACAUCUUCAUUUUCUUUCAAGCCAUCUGCACAUUCCUCUGCCCAUGCCAAAGCCUAUUCGGAUUCGGAUUACCUUGGACUCAUCGCAGGAAACGAUCUACGUUGACAACGGACUCACGGGUAAAGGAUAAUUAUGACACCGAGGUCACCUUCAAAGUUCUCUGUUCCAAACAAUUCGUGAGGUCUUCUUUGCUCAAACGAAGUCGAAGUAGGAAUUCUUCAAGGAAUCAUUCAGUUGUUUGA